This is a messenger RNA of Dicentrarchus labrax (European seabass), 9478 nucleotides long. RefSeq names its product histone deacetylase 4 (gene hdac4). The record is from RefSeq and is a predicted model, not a curated record. The transcript has 28 exons. Gene Ontology annotation, molecular function: histone deacetylase activity. Gene Ontology annotation, biological process: chromatin organization; negative regulation of transcription by RNA polymerase II. NCBI's taxonomy places the organism in Eukaryota, Metazoa, Chordata, Actinopteri, Moronidae. The coding region runs from base 402 to 3776 and encodes 1124 amino acids. Gene Ontology annotation, cellular component: histone deacetylase complex.
ACGUGAUUAAGUCAGAAUGGCGGAGCUGUUUGGCUGAAUGAUUUUUUUUUUUUUUUUUUACAGCACCGACGGGUCCUAAAACCCUUGCUGCUCUGUGGAUGCUCCUGGAGACUGGCAGAGAACCAGCCAUUUGCGCCCAAGGGUGCUCAAUUCAGCGUGACUGUUUUGUGGAAGGAAUCCUGCCACAACACACCACUGAGGUCUCCACCUGUGGCUCUGUGUGAUGAAGUCUUAAGAAACAACUAUUCUCUGUCCCUCCUUCUUGGCCUGGCAUCUCCACCUGGCAGCACCGACCUGGCUGCAUAGCACAUGGUGGUCACUACAACCACCCCGGAGGUGCACACACUCACCACUCACCUCUCCUCCCCUGUCAUGUCUGCCUGUUAACAACAACCAUAACAAUGAGCUCCCACAGUCGAUCAGGUGGCUUGACCAGCAACGAGCAGCCUCUGGAACUUCUUAAACCAACUGCACUCAAUCAUUUUGUGGACGUGAGCACAGCAGCGCUGCCCAUGCAGGUGCCCCCCACCGCCACAGCCAUUCUUCCCAUGGACCUGCGCGUAGUGGACCACCCCCACCACCACCACCACCAGCAGCCCACCUUCGGCCUGGUUCCCCAACCCCACCCUACACCGCCCACCUCCACAGCUUGUCCCGCGUCCUCCGAGCCAGGCCGUGGGACAGUCAUUAACCACCAGGAGCAGCAGCUGCAGCAGGAGCUGGUAGCUCUCAAACACAAGCAGCAGCUCCAGAGACAGCUACUGAUCGCUGAGUUCCAGAGGCAGCAUGAACAGCUGUCGCGACAACAUGAAGUCCAGCUGCAGGAACAUAUCAAGUGUUCUUGUCUUCCUCUCUGCCAGCACCAACAGGAUUUACUGGCACUCAAGCACCAACAGGAGCUGUUGGAGCACCAAAGGAAGAUGGAGCACCAGCGUCACGAGCAGGAGAUGGAGAAGCAGCAGCGGGAGUACAAACUCCAACAGCUCAAAAACAAGGACAGGGGUCAGGAGAGUGCAGUCGCCAGUACAGAGGUUAAGAUGCGACUUCAGGAGUUUGUCCUGAACAAGAAGAAAGCCCUGGCUCAGCGAAACCUAAACCACUGUCUGCCCAGCGACCCACGCUUUUGGUAUGGAAAAACCCAGCACAGCUCUUUGGACCAGAGCUCUCCUCCCCAGACAGCAUUGUCAGCGUACAACCACCCGAUGCUGGGCACAUACGACUCAAAAGAUGACUUCCCUCUCCGCAAAACAGCGUCUGAGCCCAACCUAAAGCUUCGUUCCCGGCUAAAGCAGAAGGUGACCGAGCGCCGCAGUAGCCCUCUGCUCCGGAGGAAAGAUGGCCCCAUCACUACUGCCAAGAAGCGCUCCCUAGACGUGGCUGAGUCUGCAUGCAACAGUGCACCAGGCUCAGGUCCCAGCUCCCCUAACAACAGCUCCAGUAACAUCCCCAGUGAGAACGGUGUCACCAUCUCCAGCAGCCCAGGAGAGGCCUCCCUGCUUCAGAGGUUGGCUGCAAGGGAAGGUUCAGUUAGCCAGCUCUCUCUCUACACCUCCCCUUCUCUGCCCAACAUCACCCUGGGACUGCCAGCUACAGGCCCUGCUAGCACUUUGGUAUCGGGACACCAAGAUGGUGAGAGUCGUCUGGCAUUGCCUGCGCUACAGCAGGGCAUUCCUCUGACCCCUCCAUUCCUGCCCACUGCCCACCUGCCCUCCUACUUGGCAUCUUCAGCUCUGGACAGGGAGGGAGCUGGAGGGGGUACGGCUGGUCACAACCCCCUCCUCCAACACAUGGUGCUGCUGGAGCAGGGCCACAAUCCAAUGGUGGGUCUGGCUGGCCUCCCAAUACCAUCACCCUCGGUCUCCAAACUUGCACGGGGCCACCGUCCCCUUGGAAGAACCCAGUCAGCCCCUCUGCCCCAGCAGCAAUGUGGCCAGGCCCAGGCCCUGCAGCAACUGGUGGUCCAGCAGCAGCACCAGCAGUUCUUGGAGAAACACAAACAACAGUUCCAACAGCAGCAGCAGCAGCACAUCAUCAACAAGAUCAUGUCCAAGCCCAGUGAUCAGGUCUCGAGUGCAAGCUCCAGCGCCUCAGGGCCAGUCAGGCAGCACCAAAGUCACCCCGAGGAAACAGAAGAGGAACUCAGGGAGCACCAAGGGCUCUCCUCCUCCUCCUCGUCCUCCUCCUCUACGUCUGUGCAGGAGACGGGGCCUCUGCGAGGGCUGGUCAUCAAGCAGGAGCCCCCAGACCCCCAAGAGCAGGAGGAGAGGGAGCAGAGAGAGAGACAAGCCGAGAAGGACUUCCUGUUCCGGCAGCAGCAGGCUCUGCUGCUAGAGCAGCAGCGGAUCCACCAGUUAAGGAACUACCAAGCCUCUCUGGAAGCAGCCGGGUUAUCAGUCAGCUUUGCCGGGCACCGCCCCCUCUCCAGGGCUCAGUCCUCUCCAGCCUCCGCCUCCUUCCCCAUGGUAGUACAGGAGCCGGCUGCCAAACCUCGAUUUACAACAGGUCUGGUGUAUGACUCUUUGAUGCAGAAGCACCAGUGUAUGUGUGGGAACACAACCAGUCAUCCAGAGCACGCUGGCCGCAUCCAGAGUAUCUGGUCCCGAUUACAAGAAACAGGCCUCAGGGCGCACUGCGAGUGUAUCCGAGGUAGGAAGGCCUCACUGGAGGAGUUACAGACGGUCCACUCUGAAGCCCAUGUCCUGCUGUACGGAACCAACCCACUGCGGCAGAAACUAGACUGUUCAGUGAGUCCCAUAUUUGUGAGGUUACCAUGUGGAGGCAUGGGGGUGGACAGCGACACCAUUUGGAACGAGGUCCAUUCGUCCAGUGCGGCUCGUCUAGCCGUCGGCUCCGUUGUGGAGCUUGUCUUCAAAGUAGCAUCGGCAGAACUGAAGAAUGGUUUUGCUGUAGUUCGACCACCUGGACACCACGCUGAGGAGAGUACGCCUAUGGGGUUCUGUUACUUCAACUCAGUCGCCAUAGCAGCCAAGCUUCUGCAGCAGAGGCUCAAUGUCAGUAAAAUCCUCAUUGUGGACUGGGAUGUUCACCAUGGAAAUGGUACCCAGCAGGCCUUCUACACAGACCCCAGUGUUCUCUACCUGUCACUGCAUCGCUACGAUGAUGGGAACUUCUUCCCUGGCAGUGGAGCACCUGACGAGGUGGGCAGUGGAGCAGGUGUAGGCUUCAAUGUGAAUAUGGCCUUUACUGGAGGAAUAGAACCUCCCAUGGGUGAUGCAGAGUACCUGGCUGCAUUUAGGACGGUGGUUAUGCCUAUUGCCAACGAGUUUUCCCCAGACGUGGUUCUGGUAUCUUCAGGCUUUGAUGCGGUAGACGGACAUGCUUCACCCCUUGGAGGAUAUAAACUGACAGCCAAAUGCUUUGGCUACCUGACCAGGCAGCUGAUGGGUCUGGCAGGCGGUCGAGUGGUGCUUGCCCUGGAGGGGGGUCAUGACCUCACAGCCAUAUGUGAUGCCUCUGAAGCCUGCGUCUCCGCUCUGCUAGGCAAUGAGUUGGACCCCAUUCCUGACGAGGUGCUGCAGCAGAAACCGAAUGCCAAUGCUGUCCACUCUAUGGAGAAAGUUCUCGAAGCUCACAGUAAAUACUGGCGCUCGCUGCAACGCUCCGCCUCCACACUCGGUUGCUCGUUGAGCGAAGCCCUUCAGCGUGACGCAGAGGAAGCUGAGACUGUCUCCGCUAUGGCCUCACUGUCUGUCGCCAACAAGCACAUUGGAAAGAGGGCUGAAGAGGAACCAAUGGAAGAGGAAGCUCCUAUGUAAAGAAACAUCCCCUUUGACCACUGAGACCAGUCUUCAUCUUUGACAGUGUCCUCAUCCAGUCCGUGUCAAUUUAAAUGCCACUCCUAUGUCUCACCCCUGCCAUGUCAAGAAGGCAUGUUAUUAUGGGAGAGAACAAGCAGAGCUGAGUAAAGUGGUGCUCAAAGGAAACGGAAAACUGAAGAUGAGCGAUGCAUUCACUGAUCAGCAUUGCACAGACUGAUCAGCAUAAAUGUGUUGCAUUGUCUCUUCAAGACCUUGGAUAUAAGAGGAUUGACUCAACCCAUCCCACAAUGACAACCUCGAGUGCCAGUGCUUUUAAAACACUAGACGAGAUGUACUUUUUGAAUGCCAGUCGGAACCAUUCACAGACAAUCUGCAGUCAUCUUCUUUUCUUAUUAUUCUGUUCUUUCUGUGCUUUAUCUUCAUCUUCUCACUUUUUGAUGUGAUUGUGACUCUGCACUAUGGAUGAAUCAUUCCUGCUCUUUUAAGAUAUCCAGAUGAAUGGAACAAAGUGGUUGAAUUUCUUGGAGCUUUCCAAUGUGGUUGAAGAUUGAGAUGAGAAAGGUCAGCAGGUGUUCUGAUUCCAAAAGGACUGACAAUGAAAGACUGUGCGUUCGUGCCUUUUUUUUCUUUUUUCUUUUUUCAAACCUGGCAGAUUUUCUGUUGAACUCUACUGAAAGAGCUUUGCCUUAAAAAAACAGGUUUGGGAACGAGGCCUCUUCUCCCCAGCCCCUUAAACAUUUCUAUCCUGGCAAGACAUCCAAUGCCUGCAUGUUGUUGGCACAUAGACUGGAGGACCUUGGCAUGUUUACCUAUAAUUCUCUGCAAGCAGCCUACUGUCUCCCUGUACCUCCAUCUUUCCUUUUUCUUCCCCCCUCAUUUUUAACAAUAUCAGCUUAGAGGAAAGUUCCCAGCCACAAGUUGAAGGUGGUUCAGUUUUGAAAGGAAGUUAAAUGUGGGAUUAGUAUUAUUCAGUGUAACCAUGUAUCAGGUACAGUUCCAUAACCAGAGGAAACUUCUUUAGACUGGGUGGGGGGGGGGGUUCACAUUCACAACUAUGAGCAAUUUAGAGUUGCCAAAUACAUUUUAAAAAAAGAACGUAACUUGCAUGUCUUUGGACUGAGGGAGGAUGCCGGAGAAAUCCAACACAGGCACGGGGAGUUUUAAUAGUCAAAAACAAUAAUGGAAAAUAAUUGAAAUUACAUUUUUGUGCAAAAGACUUUCAUAAGGCCCCUGCAACACUGUAAAUAAAAUCUUGAUCUUAACAUCUUAACAGCACCAUAUGUUUGCUCAGCAAAACAAUAUGACAGUAUGUAAACAGUUAAGAAAUGUAGGCUACUUUAGUCAUCAAUAAAACUACACUGACAGCACAUAGUCGUUUUUUAAGUGCUACUGUAGUUUAAAGCUGUAUUUGAACUACAUUUUGUUCAUGUUGGAGAGGCUGUCUGAAUCCAAACCUUCAGCCACAACAGACGGACAAAUUAAUACAAGACACUAUACAAUAUAUACCAAAAACAUCUGGAAAGUGACGGGGACACAGAGACGUGACUGAAAACAAUAGUACACAUAAUACACCUCACCCUCAUUGGGGUGGGGGAGGGUUGCUGUUGCACCUCUCCUUCCUGUGGCUGUGUCUGAGGGCAGCAUGUCUGUGUGGAAUCUCCUCAGCACCAGGCGGAACAAGGCCGCAGCGCCUUACAUGCACGGUGCAUCAAUCAACGAUUAGACAAUAAUGAAACCAAAGCACGAUGGACUUUCAUCUCUGUAGAGUCCAACCACUUAAUUUUUACAUCACAACCAGUCUCACUUUUUGCAGAUUAAUGAGGGGUAGAGGGGAAUUAAUCUCAUAUGGGCCAAUUUGUUGAACCAGCCCUCUCUUUUAGACGACUGCGUCUCCUUGGUAACAAUGACCAUACCACCUGGGAUUUUCCAGUGCCGCACAGACACUCACAGCUGGUUUAACAUCUUUAGCUUCUUGUUAAGCACAUCUGCUCCCCAAAUGUCUAGGUGCUGUGAGGCAGGUGUGUGUACAUCUGUUCAUAGACAGUGAAGCACAAGCUGCUCUUUAUAAAUAUUCAAGUGUAUACAUAUAUUUUUAUAGUUGUUUUUCUUUAUGAGUCCUCCUUUUCUCUUGACCAGUGAUACAGCCAGUGGGUUAAGCUCAUACAUCAUGAAUGACCUUGCAACUUUGAAUAGCACAUGUAGCUCAGAUUCUGCUCUGGAUUCUGAAUCCUCCUCUAGGAUUGGGUUUCAAAAACAUUUUAUUAAUCAAACAAAUCUGCAUUACAAAUCUGAAUCCUUUUGAAUCAGUUAGAAAUAUCUUAAUAUUUAAGAAGAGCUUAAUGAAUUUGGGUUCUUUACCAACUGGGGACUUCACUUAAACUUAACUGGCUAACAGUGCCUAACCCUACUAGCCAGACUACACAACGCAUCAGCCACCAGCCUAGUUGUAUUAAUAUGUGGCUGUCCAUUUUGACAGGUACAAUGGCAUAAUUACAGUUUUUUUUUCUUAGUACAUGCCUGAUAAAAGAGUGCAGAAUUAACCUCCUAUCUGUAACCAUCCUUCCAACUUGUGUUUGGCCCCUGGGCAACUAGCUUCUCUCAUCUUUGUUUCAGCUACAAACAAAUCACGUUUAAUGUAUAUUUUCAGCAAACAGGAAACAGAGUGCUGUGGUUUUAUUGUUGUUUACUGUACAUAGGACAUUGAUUUCCUGAGUAUUCCUGCCACACACACUUGUCAAUGACUACUUUUUUUUUUUUUUUUUGUUAAUUUUUUUUUCUUCCCAUCUGUGUCUUGUUUCUGGUUGUGUUGCCGUUUCAGUGGACUUCAGUGACUUCUUUUUUGUACUUUUUUAAUGUAUUUUGUUCACUUUCCCCUCUCUGUCUCUCUGUUACAUUGUAAAGCUGACAUACUUCACAGCAGGUGAGGGUUCAGAUUCUGUUUUUAGUGGGCAUACAUGACUAUGUUUUCUGGGUUUAGCGUUUUUGUGGGAGGGUUGGGAUGCAAAUGUUUCUACUUUGUAUAAUGAUGGACAAUUGUGUAUUUACUGUCUGUUCAUAGUAGAUUUCUAUAUGAAAGAAAUGAGUAUAUUAUAUUAUAUAUAUAUCUAUACAUAAUGAAAUACUAUGAUCUUGUUUUUGAAGUGGGUAUUGAAAAAUGAUACUUUUCAUGGAUCUUACAUACAGUCAGCCAUUUUUAGGGUGUUACUGAAGGCACCUUGUACUGUCCUUGGUUACAGUUGGUUACAUGUUGAGUAGCAUUUUACUGGUUGUCUUUUUGUCUGUCAACACUGAUGACAAUGAUGAGUUUUGGCAUUCAUCCCAUUGGUGCCAUACCACAGAGUAGGUGUGCUAUUGCCCUCCGCUCACCUUGCAUUUUCUUGUUCGUACCAUUCCGCUCUUUUCGAUUUUAUGUCUUUAUAUGUUAUUGUAGAAAAACACACAUUUUGGCUUGCACCUAUAAAGUUUCAGUAUUUUUUAAAAAUGUGAGACUAAAAUUCAAAAUCUUGUUUCUACACAUCUCAAAAAUGACCAAGGUGGUGAUCGAUUUCUUCCUCUUUCUUUAAGGUUUACAAGUUCAUCCUCUAACAACGAAAAAAAAUCCAAAAAAUGGGAUGGGUGGAUUUGAAUUGGAACGUGGCCAUGCUAUUUCCCUAUUUUAAAUCCCUCUGAUGGGCCUUACAAAUGAUUUCAGAGGAUCAUCAGUUAUUUCCUUAUCUGGCCAUAUGUCCCAAUUUUAAUUUAAAUCAACAAUACUUUAAAUUCAUCUAGUUUACAUCUGUAAUCUCUUUCAUCAGCUAAGUGAUGCCUCUGAGUUUCAGGGUGGCCUGUUGUUUAGCAAGAUUGUCCUGUAUCCAAAAGAUCACAGGUGUGUGAUCCCUUCAACAGCCCACGUCUUUCUGUCCUCACAGAACACUAAAACUCCAUUCCUGGCUUCUAUCGUACUAGGACCAAUUUUGAACAAUAUCUAUGUCUCACAGAAAUAUAAGAAUCAAAUGCUGAUUGAAAGAUUGAAGUCCAUUUUCUCAUUUUGACUGAAUGUAUCUGACCUCUACUGGCGGAGUGAUGCUGCGUCUCCCUGCAGAAGAUGGCCAGAGAGGUCAAAGUUAAGACGGUUUCACGCUUGUGUCAACUGCCACUUAGUCAAUAUACAUGAACAAAGGAAAACGUGUGGACGUGAAACAGUGCUUGCACGCCACAAAGUAGGUUUUACACUGAGUACCCAAGAGAUAACUGAGGUCUAAGCAUUUGUAGAAGAGCAUUGUCGGGCAUCACUCUUUUAGUUUUAUUUAGUAUGGUUUAAAUUCAUAACCAUGUGUAAGAUGUGUGAUUUUUCUGUACAUUCCCAUUAUAUCACACAAACGUCACUUUCUCUUGUAUUUUUUGUAAUUUUGAGAAACUUUUCACAUUAUUGUGAUACUUCAUGCAUACAGAGGUAGAUACGGACAAGGAUUAGAGCCACAAGUGAAAAAAUCAUUUGAGUUCUGACUUUAAACUUCUUCUUUUUUUUUUAUCCUUUAAACUCAAAAUUAAAUGAAAUACAUUUUUCACAUAUGGUGCUAAUCCUCUUCUGUAAGUAUUUGUAGUUGGAAUAUGAAAAUGCAUGUAGUCAGGCUAUCCUGAUUGUCACCUUAACUUGGCUAUGCUGACAUCUCUGUGCAUGUAAACUCGCUUCAUGAAAUGCUUUUCAGUAACCCAGCCCAGAGCAUUCCCAGAACCUUUGCACAGCAGUGCCAGUCAUGGGGUUUCUACUGCUGAAAGCUUUGGUUUCUCAAAAGGAGCCAAGACUAGCACUGUCUGGCUACUCUGGCCGUCUGUCUUCACUGUUAGUCUUAACACAAUGUUCAGUAACAACAAAAGCAACAUUCCGUUUUCUUAUAAUUUCCAUUUAUUAGGAGGGGCAUAUCUUUUUGUUUUAACCCUCAUAGUUCAGUCCAGCCAGGUCCAAAACUGUUUAUUUAGGUGGCCUGGUCCGACUCCACUCCAUUCCUCUUUUCUCUCUGCAUGAUCCGUAUGUCCGCAUGCACUGCCUACCUGCCUGUCUGUCUGUCCCGUACCACAUUUCAGCACAAGGGAUCGAGCACUGAAGGACGUUAGUACUUUCACUGUAUCCAGACUGUCUUAUCUCUUUUACUGCUUUUGUUUCUGUUGGGGAGGAGUUUGGGUGCUCAUGUUGUGCUUUUACCUGUAGGAUAUGGAAUCAACAAACCUGGAAGACUUCAGUUGAAUAUUUUACAAAAAAGGAAAAAAAAAAGUAUCUAGCACUUGUAACACAGACAAUAGAUUUUAUUGUAUUUAUGUAGAAAAACAAAUUGUUUUACGGGGGCGCUUUGUAAACUGCAACAACAGAAUGGAAAACCUUUUUUCUUUAUACCAGGCGGGAUGUGACUUUGGUGGACUUUUGGGAAGACAUUUUUGUUCUUUGUCACAUCUGGACUUAUCAAAGGGCUCCAUCCAGAUGCCUGGUCAUUGCUACGGUUGUCCAUUCCACUAAAUAAGCCAGUUAUCGCUAUGACCACUGUGGUUCAUAAACAAACAGUUCUAGGUUUACAUAUGUAUAAAAUGCAUAUUCUUUUUUAUCAGUUAUGUUUUUGACUUGUUCCACCAUUGUUACAGAAAUAGUACAUUUUUCUCGGGAACCUUUGCUCUAACAUGUUGUCUUUGACAUCACAAUAUAAAGUAUUGUUUUGGAAAAACUGCAA